GGUCAGAUCCUGACGUUGGGUGGCUCUAUAAAAGCGGUGCGACUCGAGGAUUUCCCGCAGUUACUACAUCGACUCUUCGCCGUCGAGAACAGUAACGCUGUAGUAGAACAUUAUCUCCUUUCCAGAUCAUUCCUAAAUAGGCAUAUAGGAAAAUGCGCGAGUGUAUUUCCAUUCAUGUGGGUCAAGCUGGCGUCCAGAUUGGCAAUGCCUGCUGGGAACUUUACUGUCUCGAGCAUGGGAUUCAGCCGGAUGGACAGAUGCCCAGUGAUAAGACAAUCGGUGGAGGGGACGACUCCUUCAACACUUUCUUCAGCGAGACAGGAGCUGGCAAGCAUGUACCCAGAGCAGUGUUUGUAGAUCUGGAGCCCACUGUGAUAGAUGAGGUCCGCACUGGAACUUACCGUCAGCUUUUCCACCCCGAGCAGCUGAUCACUGGAAAGGAAGACGCAGCGAACAACUAUGCUCGUGGCCAUUACACUAUUGGCAAAGAGAUCAUUGAUCUUGUUCUUGACAGGAUUCGCAAACUGGCUGAUCAGUGCACUGGACUUCAGGGCUUCUUGGUGUUUCACAGCUUUGGAGGAGGAACUGGUUCUGGUUUCACCUCUUUGCUGAUGGAGCGUCUUUCUGUUGAUUACGGAAAGAAAUCCAAGCUCGAGUUCUCCAUCUAUCCAGCUCCACAGGUCUCUACUGCUGUGGUGGAGCCCUACAACUCCAUUCUUACCACCCACACCACCCUAGAGCACUCAGAUUGUGCUUUCAUGGUCGACAACGAGGCCAUCUAUGACAUCUGCCGUAGAAACCUUGAUAUCGAGCGUCCCACCUACACCAACCUCAAUAGGUUAAUCAGCCAGAUUGUGUCCUCCAUUACUGCCUCUCUCAGAUUCGACGGCGCCCUGAAUGUUGAUCUUACAGAGUUUCAGACCAACUUGGUGCCGUAUCCACGUAUCCAUUUCCCUUUGGCAACUUAUGCUCCUGUGAUCUCUGCUGAGAAAGCUUACCAUGAGCAGCUCUCAGUGGCUGAGAUCACUAAUGCAUGCUUUGAACCAUCGAAUCAGAUGGUCAAAUGUGACCCACGUCACGGGAAGUACAUGGCCUGUUGCCUGUUGUACCGUGGUGAUGUUGUGCCUAAAGACGUCAAUGCUGCUAUUGCCACCAUCAAGACCAAGCGCAGCAUCCAGUUUGUGGACUGGUGUCCCACUGGUUUCAAGGUUGGCAUCAACUACCAGCCUCCUACUGUUGUACCUGGUGGUGAUUUGGCGAAGGUGCAGCGAGCCGUGUGCAUGCUGAGCAACACCACUGCUAUCGCUGAGGCUUGGGCCAGGCUUGAUCAUAAGUUCGAUCUGAUGUACGCUAAGCGUGCCUUUGUGCACUGGUACGUAGGUGAAGGUAUGGAGGAGGGCGAGUUCUCUGAGGCUAGAGAAGACAUGGCAGCUCUGGAGAAAGAUUAUGAGGAGGUGGGAGUAGAUUCAGUCGAGGGAGAAGGAGAAGAGGAAGGUGAGGAAUAUUAGGAUCACUUUUACCAAUUUAUUUAUCAGUUCUAGUCACAAAUGUAAAAUUGAGGCUUUAGAGGGGACACAUAUCAAGUGAGCAUUCGGUUUGUCUAUUGCAGUUUAGGAAAUAUGUGUAGUAAACAUUUGUUCUUUACAAUAUGUUAACCACAUAGUUGAUGCUGCAAUGAUCAAUUUAGAUUUUUAAGGCAUAUUUUACAGUUUGAACGGUGUAUAAAUCAAAUAAAAUGAUGCACUGAUCUUA
Messenger RNA from Megalobrama amblycephala (Wuchang bream), 1752 nucleotides. Its product is annotated as tubulin alpha-1B chain. The transcript has 4 exons. Bases 153 to 1508 code for a protein of 451 amino acids. Gene Ontology annotation, molecular function: structural constituent of cytoskeleton; GTP binding. The record is from RefSeq and is a predicted model, not a curated record. Gene Ontology annotation, biological process: mitotic cell cycle; microtubule cytoskeleton organization. Gene Ontology annotation, cellular component: cytoplasm; microtubule. NCBI's taxonomy places the organism in Eukaryota, Metazoa, Chordata, Actinopteri, Cypriniformes, Xenocyprididae.